Messenger RNA from Zalophus californianus (California sea lion), 7208 nucleotides. RefSeq names its product tripartite motif containing 56 (gene TRIM56). The record is from RefSeq and is a predicted model, not a curated record. Gene Ontology annotation, molecular function: ubiquitin-protein transferase activity; zinc ion binding. Lineage: Eukaryota; Metazoa; Chordata; Mammalia; Carnivora; Otariidae. Gene Ontology annotation, cellular component: chromatin; nucleoplasm. Gene Ontology annotation, biological process: positive regulation of DNA-templated transcription; innate immune response.
CCUCGGGGGGGGACCCCCACUCCCCGUCCUGGAGCCCAAGAACCCCUACCGAGGUAGUCCGGCAGGAAGUAGAGCCCGCUCACCCCUGAUGCUGCUCCCAGGGUCUAGAAGAAGACCUGUGUGUGGGGCUGCAGGAACUGGGGCCCCCUUUUCCUGCCCCAGCUGCCAGGAGUCAAGUACUAGGCACCAGGCGGUUACUUUUUGUCCAUUUGCUGAAUGUAUGCACCGAGCAGGGUGGCUACGUAGUUUAAGAGCAAGCGGCCACAGGCCCUGGGAGACCAGAAGAAGAUUUCCUGGCCAUUCAGCAUGGUUUCCCAGGGAUCCUCGCCCUCCCUCCUGGAAGCCCUGAGCAGCGAUUUCCUGGCCUGUAAAAUAUGCCUGGAGCAGCUCCGCGCCCCCAAAACGUUGCCCUGCCUGCACACCUAUUGCCAAGGCUGCCUGGCCCAGCUGGCCGACGGCGGCCUCCUCCGCUGCCCCGAGUGCCGCGAGACCGUGCCCGUGCCGCCCGCGGGCGUGGCCGCCUUCAAGACCAACUUCUUCGUCAACGGGCUCCUGGAUCUGGUGAGGGCCCGGGCUGGUGGAGACCUGCGUGCGGGGAAACCCGCCUGUGCACUGUGUCCCCUGGUGGGGGGGGCGGGCACCGGGGGCCCGGCCACAGCCCGGUGCCUGGACUGCGCGGAUGACCUGUGCCAGGCGUGUGCCGAUGGCCACCGCUGCACCCGGCAGACCCACACCCACCAGGUGGUGGACCUGGUGGGCUACAGAGCGGGUUGGUAUGACGAGGAGGCCCGGGAGCGCCAGGCGGCCCAGUGCCCCCAGCACCCUGGGGAGGCCCUGCGCUUCCUGUGCCAGCCCUGCUCCCAGCUGCUGUGCCGUGAGUGCCGCCUGGACCCCCACCUGGACCACCCCUGCCUGCCACUGGCCGAGGCCGUGCGCGCCCGGAGGCCCGGCCUGGAGGACCUGCUGGCUGGUGUGGACAACAGCCUGGCCGAGCUCGAGGCCGCCCGGAUGGUGGAAAAGGAAGCCUUGGCCCGGCUGCGGGAGCAGGCGGCUAGAGUGGGGACCCAGGUGGAGGAGGUGACCGAAGGGGUCCUCCGGGCCCUCCUGGCCCAGAAGCAGGAGGUGCUGGGGCAGCUACGGGCCCACGUGGAGGCUGCCGAGGAGGCCGCCCGGGAGAGACUGGGGGAGCUGGAGAGCCGGGAGCAGGUGGCCAGGGCAGCGGCCGCCUUCGCCCGUCGGGUGCUCAGCCUGGGCCGCGAGGCGGAGAUACUCUCGCUGGAAGGGGCGAUUGCCCAGAGGCUCCGGCAGCUGCAGGGUUGUCCCUGGAUGCCUGGGCCGGCCCCCUGCCUGCUGCCCCGGCUGGAGCUCCAUCCUGGGCUCCUGGACAAGAACUGCCCCCUGCUACGGCUCUCCUUUGACGAGCCCCAGCUCCAGAAGGACAGUGGGAAAGAUGAAGCGGGAAGCCAGGGAGGGGAUGAAGCUCAGAGCCGCACGCAGGGUGGAGCCAAGUUCGAGAGACAAGGUGGAAUCCAGCCCCAGAGCAGGGAUGGAGCUUACACCCCAAAGGAGGACAGAGUCCAGACACCCCAGGAAGAUGGAGCCCAGACUCCAAAGGAGGACAGAGCCCAGACACCCCAGGAAGAUGGAGCCCAGACCCCAAAAGAGGGCAGAGCCCAGACACCCCUAGAAGACGAAGGAGCCCAGACCCCGAGGGGCAGCAGAUCCAACAAGAAGAGAAAGUUCAAAGGCAGGCUCAAGUCAAUUUCCCGGGAGCCCAGCCCAGCACCUGGGCUAAACCUGGAGGGCUCUGGCCUCCUCCCCAGGCCCAUUUUUUCCUGCAGUUUCCCCACACGGAUGCCUGGAGACAAGCGGUCUCCUCGGAUCACGGGACUCUGUCCCUUCGGUCCCCGGGAGAUCCUGGUGGCCGAUGAGCAGAACAGGGCACUGAAGCGCUUCUCCCUCAGUGGUGACUACAGGGGCACGGUGCCCGUCCCCGAGGGCUGCUCCCCGUGCAGUGUGGCCGCCCUGCAGGGGGCUGUGGCCUUCUCGGCUGGCGCGAGGCUCUACCUCAUCAGCCCCGACGGCGAGGUGCAGUGGCGCCGGGCCCUGAGCCUCUCCCAGGCCAGCCACGCCGUGGCCGCGAUGCCGAGCGGGGACCGGGUGGCCGUCAGCGUGUCGGGCCACGUGGAGGUGUACAACAUGGAAGGCAGCCUGGCCACCCGGUUUAUCCCGGGAGGCAAGGCCAACAGGGGCCUGCGGGCCCUGGUGUUCCUGACCGCCAGCCCCCAGGGCAAUUUUGUGGGGUCCGAUUGGCAGCAGAAUAGCGUGGUGGUCUGUGAUGGGCUGGGUCAGGUGAUCGGGGAGUACCGGGGGCCGGGCCUGCACGGCUGCCAGCCAGGCUCUGUGUCUGUGGAUAAGAAAGGCUACAUCUUUCUGACCCUUCGCGAGGUCAACAAGGUGGUGAUCCUGGAUCCGAAGGGGUCACUGCUUGGUGACUUCCUGACAGCCUAUCAUGGCCUGGAGAAGCCCAGGGUGACCACCAUGGUGGACGGCAGGCACCUGGUUGUGUCCCUCAGUAACGGGACCAUCCACGUCUUUCGGGUCCGCCCUCCUGAUAGUUAAAGGGCUAGGACUGGGGAGGGACUCGGGGAGGGUAGGGGAGGGGGGAGGGCUGUAGGGAGAGAGGAGGGAGGCGAGGCAGCCGUGGGAUGUGGUGGCUGAGGGCAAUUUUCCCAGAGGGCAGGGCCUGGUACCCUUUCAAUGUGAAGUGCCAAACUGCUAACCCCUUGUGGGGGGGGGUGCAAGGAGGGGACAAAGGGCGGUGGUGUGACCCCAGCUCUCAGAAGCAGAGGAGGAGGGGAGGAGGCGCCGGAGCUAACCGUGCCUCCUAUUUGUGGGUAACUGCCUCGUCGCCACUGCCUUUAUAGAUCAGGUUUCUGAAAUUCGUGAGUGUUCUUCGAAACCAUUCCCAAUGGAAUGGCCCAGGGAGAGUCUGAGUGUGUUUUGGGGGGGAGAGGGGGGUUGGGGAGCUUUGGCAGAAGGAAUCCGUGGAGCCAAGAAGGGCUCAGGUAUGUCAGGCAUGUGCCUUCUGGAAGAGAGCUGAGAACCCAGCUUCCCCUCAGACUGGAACAGGGAGAUAGGCCAGGUUGCACGAGGCCUCGGAUUUUGACACGGCCGCAGCCAGGAAGUAGAGGCUCCUCGGUUCAUAGUGUCCCCCAGCAAAGUACAGAGAAAAUCUGGCCUUCGUUUGGCUGAACUAAAGGGUGAAGGGAUUUGCCCUCAGGUAGGCCAUUAUUGCUGAGGACAACAACCUUGCCCGAACCCUGGAGGCCAGGUGUGGGACUCCCGGGCCAAAGCAGCUGGAAAACCUGAGAAGUCAGUAGUGGGGCUGGGCUGGGUGGAGGAAUGAAAUCUGCUGGAGGUGAGCCGGGACCACAAGUCUCUUGCAUGGGCCAUGGACGUGUUGAGCCAGGAGCAGUUGCGUGAGGACCAAAGGGAAUUUAAUGUAGGGAUCGUGGACGAAGGAAUGUUCAUGGGAACCAGAGGGAUUUUGGACAAGUCCAGAGGGAAAGUGCAAGGCAUUCGGAGUGGGGAAAAGAAACCCCUUUUCUAGAGAGGUCAUUGUUUGUUCGUUGAAGUGAUAGGGGAAAUCGUCAAUGUCAAGCAGACAAAUUAAAUUAUAUAGAAACUUCAAACGUUUGUGUAGCAAAAAAUAAUGAAAGAUGAAAGGGAAACCAGUUAGGAGGAGGGAACUAUGUAGAAUUGGUCUGAGUAAGAGCUGAGCCUCCUGUAGAAACAGUGACCAAGAGAUGUACUUGGUUCAAAAGACCCAACAGGCUGGCCCCCAGGAGGAAACACACACAGGCCAGCACCAGGAAACUAUCAAAUAAAGUCAACCCUUUGCAUUUGCCAAAACUACAAUGAAGGGUUUUGUCGUGGGGUGACAGACUCCCAGCGCUAUGGAGCGCUGCUUUUUGGAGAGCCGUUUGACAAUACUUGACAAAGGUAGAAAGAAAUGACUAUAAGACUAAGUUAUCUCACUUUGGGGAAUACAUUCUGGGAAAAUAAUUCAAAAGAAAGAAAGUAUUUGCACAGAGAUAUUUGUGGCCACCUCUAUAUCACAGUCAUCGACUGGAAACUGCUUGGCUGUGGGGGACAGCCAAGUAGAUUGUGGUCUAUAAGGACCAUGAGCUAUUGCUUUCACAUAUGACAACUAUGAAAACUAUUUUGAAGGAUAUGAUGCUAUGUGAUGCAAUCAUAGCAAAAAAAAGAGAGAGAGAGAGAGAAUUUGGAAUUAUGACCACAUCAUGAUAACCACAAGGUAAAAUUAUGUCUGAAUAGUUAUCGAGUGGAAAUAGGUUCAACAUUUGUAAAUAGUGAUUUGGGAGACUGGGUUCUGGUCCUUUCGUGCUGUUACUCAUAUAUGCACAUUUCUACUUCAGUUAUAAUUGACCAUUAAAUAACAUGUAUGCUUGAAUAUUUACUUCAAAAACAUACACCUCUAUAAAUGAUAUUCGAGAAUAGCUAUUGGAUUUGCAAAUGAAUAUGUCAGUUAGAGCAAACGAGACCGUUUGAAGGAGAAGCAGGAGUCUGGAGAAUUCCCAGCUGGCUGGGACCUCCGGCAGGGAGGAAGGGCCAUCAGAGCCGGGGAUGGGGGGUGGUGUGUGAGUGUGGCCUGUCUGGUGACUGACCGAGGAACCUGCCCUGGGGAGGUAUGCAGAGGUCGGGGAGUCCUCCGGGGUGAUCAGAUCAUUAUGGAGUGUCCAAAAGACAAGAGAAGGUCUUGCUGAGUUCACCAACUAAUUCAGACCAAGUGGUGUUUCUAGGAAACCAACUAGUACCGGGUGAGUUGUAUGGGGGUGGGGACAAUGUCUUCUCUUCUUUGCAGCUCUAUUUGCAGAGAGCACAGUGAUGGCUCAUAGUAGGUGCUCAAUGAACGUCUGUGAAAAGAAUUUGUAUCUAGAAAAAGCACAAGAUAGCAAUAAGACUCUUUCCAGAGGUUUCCCACCUCAGAUGUCCAAACCCCAGCCAAUCAAGUUGUCCAAAACCUUGGCUUGUGGGAAAUCUCUGGUAGGGGGCACUGUGGACACAGGCCACCAUAUACCUCCCAGGGGGUGGCCCAGCUGAGUCACAAAAGAGAUGAGACUGGGGUGUCUUGCUUGUGUGUGAAGGGGGACCUGGUGAGUCAUAGGCUCUAGGGGAUCCUAUACCUUUGGGUUAGAAAAACAGUUUUGCAGAGCUGCAUGGGAACCAUGGGAAUGUCCCCUGGCUGCAAGAAGAGAAUCCCAUAGAUGCUUCAGAGCUAUAGGGACCACUUUCCAGGAAGCUGUAGGGAUCCUGGGAGGCCGGGCAUUGGAAGAUUGACGGAAGUACUAACUUUUCCUCAUUAAGGGGCAGGGGUAGCAAGGCACAGAACACUGGCAAAAGGUGAAACGGAAGGAAAGUACCAGCAUUGAGCAUAAUUUGGGGGUAAAAUCCCUAGCACCUUAACCGUGAUCUAGGAAUCCUUCACAGCACGACGAGAAAGUUCUUGGUUAAACUACAGAUGUUAAGAAAUCAGGAACAUCCUGAAAGAUAUAACCCCCCCACACACACACUCACACCCACAUUUGACUAUGACAGUUAACUUGAUCAAUCAUUCCAUUUCGUGUUUGGAACUUUCCAGGUUGUGCAUAUACUGGUGAAAGAAGCAUGCCAUUCGGGUAGAGAGAGAGGGAGUAGAAAACCUCUUCCACAGUCUUUGUGUCUAAUAAAGGGAAGGGAAUGAGGUAGCAGAGUCCUGGGUUGAUCUCCAGCUCCUCCAUGAAACAGCUGUGUGAUCUUGGCUAGCUUCCUAACUUCUCUGAACCUCAGUUGGUACAUCAGUAAUACGGGGAUCACAGUAGGCACCAUGCCCACCUCUCGGGGUUGUUUGUGAGUACUGGGUGAGAAGCACGGAGAAGUGCUCAAAUCCGAGGUAUGGGUUAGGAACAAGCUUAGCUGACCUGUGCUGACCUAACACAGACUCUUCCACUGGCUUAAGCCUGCGUGGGGGUUAUACGCACAUACUGUGAGGUUAAGCUUAAGAAGGUCCGGGUAGCGUUGUUACCUGUUUCUCCUUUGGAGGAGGUGUUUUGUUUUGCUUUGUAGCAGUUAUUUGAAGAAGCCAUAUGUGUAACUGUAGGAGCAGAAGGGACCAAAGGCCAGCUUGCUAAGACUCAGUGCUGUUCUGAAAGCCAGGUGAGAACCAGCCUGUGCCAAUGAAGGACUGAUAAGCAUAGACACUUAAGAAAAGUUCAAAAUGGCAAGCAUGGCCCGAUCUUUUGAUAAUUUAGAGGAAAUAUAAUUUGGGAGGGACUAGCUCUCCUGUCAUUGUAAUCUUGUUAUUACUGUAUCUAUAAAGCCAUGUCAUUCUAAUACAUGCUACAGAGGUAGAAUUCCAGAAGGGUAGAGGUCUGAGAGGGAAUUCGGAAAUCUUCUGAGGAAAUGGGUGAGGUUGGUGAUCUGGGCUGGGCAGGAUUUGAUAGGUGGGUGCCAAGAGCAAGGUGUUUGACCAUCUGUCUGUGACAGGGCAGCUGGCAACUACAGUUAUCUUGCAAAUGAAAUGGGAGAUUGGACAGGGCACAGAGGUCCACUUCGGGCGGGGGGGGAAGGUGGGGGGAGUGGUUUUGGACUAGCUGGGGUAGAGAGCUGCCAGGGUGCGUUCAAGAAGAUGUUCCUAGCAGGAGAAAAAUCAAGUUCAGAUGCAGGCUUAGGAAAAUAGGUAACUUGACUAAAGAUAGCAGAACCAACCUGCCCAACUUGUUCGUGAAUAUAGUUUAAUUAAAUGGGUCAGGACAGGAGCAAAAAUAGGUUUUCCAGGGACCACGGAUGGCCUUUGAUAGGAGAGUGGAGUAGGUACAGUGGGGUAAAGGCAGGACCUCACCUGAAGCCCCAAGUGAGGAGCCUUCAGGACCAGGUAGAGAAGGGCCUGUAUAUAAAGAGGCGAUUAGGAAGGAGUUUUGGGGAGAUUUGGGAAGACAACCUGACUUGUCUCCGGAGAAAGUCUGAACUGGUUGGCUUAGUAGCCAAGAGAGACGGGGUUGAAAACAGAAUCGGGACCUCGGUACCCAUGGUGUCAGCCCAGCAAAGUUUUCUUAGUUGCCUUGGGCUGAAGAAUAUGCGCGGGAAGCUUUCAUUCCUUCAUGUACUUCCUUUCUCCUGUUUCUUAAUAAAUUCUCUUGAAAAAA